CUGGAGCUGCAGAAGGAGGAAAAACAAGCCCGGCGUCACAGGAGGUGGAGGGCGGAGGCGGAAAGGAGGCGGCGCUACUGUACUCAUAUCCAUGUAUAUUUACUGAAAUACAACCUCUGCUGACCAAACUACACACUGAGGCUGUUUGUGAGUCAGAGGAGCCGCUUUUCUCCGGAGGUGCUGCAGAGAGGAUGCCUUUGUGUCCACAGCUCACACCUGGAACAAGGAGAGCUGUUGGUUGUGUUUGACAGCUUGUUUCUCUCUCUUUCUGCUGCUCGCACCUCAAACAAAGGAGUUAUUUCCUUGUGUGACUUCUUUUUUUUUAAGGAAUUGGAAUAUGCGGUUUUCGCUCGAUAACCGGACUUGAUAGUAACCUGUAGCUCCACCUGCGACCACAACAAGAGGCUUUACAAGAAAAAAAGAAAAACAGCAGGGCGCUUCUUUUAGAAGAUUUACAACAGUGUGCAUUUUUAUUUAUAUUUUUUGCACGUUUUUUUCCUUCCUUCAAGCCUUUAUUUUGAAAGGUUGCUGACAGUGCAAUAACUUUCCUCAGCAGAUAAGAGGCGCGUUUACGUUGUUUUUACGCACGUAAAAAAGAGACGCUUGGGCGAGACGAGCCCGCGGGCAGCUUCAGGUGCAAAGAAGAUUAUAAAGAACCCAAAAAGCUAAGGUAGUCCAGCCUUCAUCAGCAUGACGGACGGUGCCAGACAGAGGAGCAGCACGUCGGGCUCUGCCAAGGAUGCUGCCGGCGAGCAGGAGUCAGGAGGAGGAGGAGGAGUGGCGCUCAAGAAGGAGAUCGGGCUUGUGAGCGCCUGUGGUAUCAUUGUUGGUAACAUCAUCGGCUCAGGUAUCUUCGUCAGUCCCAAGGGCGUGAUGGAGAACGCCAGCUCUGUGGGCGUGGCCUUGGUGGUCUGGAUCAUCACGGGCGUCAUCACGGCCAUCGGGGCGCUCUGCUACGCCGAGCUGGGCGUCACCAUCCCCAAGUCGGGCGGAGACUACUCCUACGUCAAGGACAUCUUCGGAGGACUGGCAGGGUUCCUGCGUCUGUGGAUCGCCGUGCUGGUCAUCUACCCGACUAACCAGGCCGUGAUCGCGCUGACGUUUUCCAACUACGUCCUGCAGCCUCUUUUCCCCACCUGCUUCCCGCCGGAGAACGGCCUGCGUCUGCUGGCGGCUGUCUGCCUCUUGCUGCUGACGUGGGUGAACUGCUCCAGUGUGAGGUGGGCCACCAGAGUGCAGGACAUAUUCACCGCCGGCAAGCUGCUGGCCCUCGCCCUCAUCAUCAUCAUGGGCAUCGUGCAGAUCUGCAAGGGAGAGUACUACUGGUUGGAGCCAGCCAACGCCUUCGAGCCCUUCCAGGACUAUGAUGUGGGUUUGAUAGCCUUAGCGUUCCUACAAGGCUCCUUCGCUUACGGAGGCUGGAACUUCCUCAACUACGUCACAGAGGAGCUGGUCGACCCCUAUGUGAACCUUCCCCGUGCCAUCUUCAUCUCCAUCCCCCUGGUGACCUUCGUCUACGUCUUCGCCAACAUCGCCUACGUCACGGCCAUGAGCCCGCAGGAGCUGCUCGCCUCCAACGCUGUUGCUGUGACGUUCGGUGAGAAGCUGCUGGGCGUCAUGUCGUGGAUCAUGCCCAUCUCUGUGGCUCUCUCCACCUUCGGGGGAGUCAACGGGUCCCUCUUCACCUCCUCACGGUUGUUCUUUGCUGGAGCCAGAGAGGGCCACCUCCCCAGUCUGCUGGCCAUGAUUCAUGUGAAGCGCUGCACUCCCAUCCCCGCUCUGCUCUUCACUUGCCUGUCCACCCUGCUCAUGCUGUGCACCAGUGACAUGUACACCCUCAUCAACUACGUGGGCUUCAUCAACUACCUCUUCUAUGGAGUCACUGUCGCCGGGCAGAUUGUGCUGCGUAUUAAGCAGCCCGACAUGCACCGACCAAUCAAGAUCAGCCUCAUCUGGCCGGUCAUUUACCUCAUCUUCUGGGCCUUCCUGCUCAUCUUCUCCCUCUACUCGGAGCCCGUGGUGUGUGGCAUCGGCCUGGCCAUCAUGCUGACUGGCGUCCCCGUCUAUUUCCUGGGAGUCUACUGGGACAACAAGCCGCAGUGCUUCGACGCCUUCGUUGAUAAGAUGACGUACCUGGGCCAGAAGUUCUGCGUGGUCGUGUAUCCGGCCGUAACAGCGAGCAGCGAUGCGAGCGGCGAGGAGGGCGAGGAGAUGAAGGAGGCCAGGUCUCCUCUGUCCAAAGACGACGGAGACAACCACAAAUCAGCGGACUGCUAAAGUCUUUACCCCCCCCCCCCCCAAACAGACAUAUGCAGACGCACAUGUGGCUGCGCACACACACACACACACACACACACACACACACCAGUUUGUAGUGGAUUAACUGAUCAACACUUUGUCUUAUAUUUUUUUUAUUUGUAUCAAUCAGUAACUUUUGUGCCAAAUAUAGCGAGAGAUAUUUAGAGUAAUAUGACCUCAAACGUUUCGGUCUGGGGUCCUUCAAAAGUGCAAUAAAGAACUCCAACUCCUCAGUGCACGCUUAAACGCAUCAUCAUCAUCAUCAGCAGCAGCAGCAUCAUCAUCAGCAUCAUCAUCAUCAUCAUCCUGCUUCUCUUCCUCCACACACUCCCUGCACACUCCUACUAUAAGAGCAUCUUUUUUUUUUUGUGUAUUUUUUAUUUUUAUCAAAAGACUCUAAUGUGACGCAGAGCUUUUUUUUUUCUUUGUUUUUUCUUCUUCUUCUUCUUGAUGACAUGUCGCGUUCAACACAACACACCAAAGCUGUAUUUUUGAUUGUCGAAGCAGAAAAUCACAUCCAGAUCAAGUCAUUUCAUGUCGUGAAGUACACUAAGUACAGUGUUUUGUUUUUAAAAGGUGACUGUGAUUCCGAAUUUAUUUUUUUCUCCGAAUUUUUUUGUAAUUGUGAUAAUUGUUUAUAUCAUUUUGACUUUGUUGUUAUUGUAGUUUUAAUAUGUUUAAUUUGUAGUUUUGUUGAUAUUCUUUUUUUCAUUUUUUUUUCUAUUCAACAUCAUAUACAUCUGGGCCUAUUUUUUUACUCUUGGGGAAGUGUACGCCUGAAAGCUGAUGUGUGAUCUGUACUAUGUAUUGGUUAAAUGGUGCACAGUUCUUGUUAAUUGCCUUAAUUAGAAUAUAGUCUGUACUUGGGCGCCAUAACAGCUUCGUUUUGAAUGACGUGGAGAGACGGUUUGUCCUCAUACUUUUGGGUAGUUUUUUAGUUUUUAUGGAAGUAACAAAACAACAAAAAGUGUCAGUUUUUUCCUUUUUACGGACACUACACUGAUAAUAACCCGUUAAAACUGCAAGUCCAGCGCGGACAUAAACAAGUAGAAAGGAAAUAAAUAGGCAAUACAUGAUAGUGUUCACCACAUUUGCAUUAAUGUGCAAAUCCUACACCGACACAUGUGAAUGCCUGCGUGAAAAACAGUUUAAAAGAGGCAUUGAUUGUCUUACUUACAUGUUUUACGGAAGAAGUAUUUUUGUAGCUUGCCAUCUACCUGUGUUUAGAUGAUUUUUUGUUCUUUAUUUAGGCUGUAGAAAUUAGAGCUUUACAUUACACACUUUAGAUUAGGGAACACACAUUCAACAUUAAUUAGUUGCUUAUUAGCAUUCAAAUAAGUAACAUAUUGGCUCUUAAUUACUAAAUUCUAAAUAACUACUUAAUAAUGACUAAUUAAGAGCCAAUAUGUUACUUAUUUGCAUGCUAAUAAGCAACUAAUUAAUGUUGAAUAUGUGUUCCCUAAUCUAAAGUGUUACCAUAUUUUUUGAUUAGAAGAGAUUUUAGUGCAAUAUUAGUGUAAAGGCACCAGCAAAAAACGAAACACGCACCCUUGAUUGAAGCCGCUCCGUGUCGUUCUGUAUCUGUAGUUACGCUGUAUUAUAAUUAUAGUCACAGCACUCAUGCGCACACACACACACACACACACACACACAUUAUGUACCCUUGUGUCUUCAGUCUUUCUCUAACCUGUUAGUGACUCAGGACAUCCCCGCUGCCUUCUGCCCCACUGCCGAAAACCUCCAGACCGUGAAAACUUUUUUGAAAAUCCAGUCUGUUUGUGCUGAAUAUCCGUACUGGUGCUUUUUAGGUAUUUAUUUCCUCAGGAGUCUCAACUUUUAACCCCCAAAAAAAGAAAAAAAAUCUGACAGAAUGAGUUUCAUUUCAGUCCGGGCCAGUAUUGUGUAGGUUUCUGUUGUUAAGGGGAACAGGGUGUCUUGGAUGUCUUUACAAGUACAAUGAUUGUGUUUGUGCCUGUAUGGUUGUUGUGUUUAUACACAGAUGUCAUGACAGUCUGUAUGUAUGUUGUUUCUUGGUAAAUAAAAACCACUAACUAAGGUUUGAAUUUGUAAUUCAGAGCCUCAUUUAUAUUUGAAAAAAAAAACCUCAAGUCUUUAUCUUUAUUCCGUUGUGCGAUCAUUUCAAAGAAUGUGAUUAAACUCCUCAUUUUUGCUCCGUUUUUUAUCCUUCAAAAUAAAAUUUUCAGAUUUCUACUGUACAUAAAUGAGGCCUGAAAAUGUUUCAACCUCAGAAAACAAAUGCUGCAACUUCAUGUGAUAAAGGAAUACUUCACCCCCAAAAUAAUAACUUGUCAAUAACCCAGUGUUACCUUGAAUUUGUGGAGGAAAAAUAUUGUUUUUCUUGACCCAAACACGUGGAUUUUACUAAAAGGCUGCCCCUGUUUACUUCAUUUCACCAAGAUUUUUUUCUGUUCUGAUAUUCUCCAUUCACCACAGAGUAAUUAGUGUACAAAUGAUCAUUUUGGGGGGUUAAAUAUUCCUUUUAACUGCUGAUUUUGUUUAGACCCUUGUCUUAAUUUCUUGCUGCUCAAGAUCCCCUAAUAAGCUACAACCUGCACCUCUUUGCUCCAAUUCAGACCAAAACUGGCCUUCAAUAUGGUGGAAAUAUGAAGUUUUCUAUGUAUGCUGAUAAUUAAUUCUCCUCCUAGUAAAACACCAUCUCACAACAACACACUGCCUGAUAAGAAUUUUAUGUCUAAAUCAUUUUGUGAAGUUGCCGUUUGCAGUCUAGAAACCAUCGUGACUCUCAAAACUUAAGUCUAUUUUUGUGUUAAAAAUGUAAAUGUACAUAUUGGUGGUGAGUGUUUGACAAGAAUAAAAGUUAUAAGACGUU
This is a messenger RNA of Centropristis striata (black sea bass), 5149 nucleotides long. RefSeq names its product solute carrier family 7 member 8a (gene slc7a8a). The record is from RefSeq and is a predicted model, not a curated record. The transcript has 11 exons. Bases 691 to 2277 code for a protein of 528 amino acids. NCBI's taxonomy places the organism in Eukaryota, Metazoa, Chordata, Actinopteri, Perciformes, Serranidae. Gene Ontology annotation, molecular function: L-amino acid transmembrane transporter activity; neutral L-amino acid transmembrane transporter activity. Gene Ontology annotation, cellular component: membrane. Gene Ontology annotation, biological process: neutral amino acid transport; amino acid transmembrane transport.